UUCCCAUUUAUUAAAGAACCUAGACAACUACUAAUAAAAAAAAGAAAGCAGAGGAAAAUCAACACGGCUACAAAAGGAGCUGCAACGCCUAUCAGUUGAAGAUUAGAAAUCCAUGCUAACCCCUUCCUUUAAAAUCUUCUACCCUUUAUCCAUUUUCUACUACCCCAUCUCUCUCCCUUUCCCAUCUACUUCUAAACCUUCAUCAAACAUAACUCUCUUCCUAGAGAAACAUAAAUAUUUUUAUAGCAUAGGACUUAUUUGAUUCUUGUUAAUUCACACCACAAGGAUAAUUGACAUGGGAUCAAGCUUCUCUAGUUGUUAUGAGGGUGAAUCUGUGUCUCCUUCUCCAAAGCCAACCAAAGUGGUGGCUACGAAGGGUGGUUCUUCUUCCAACAGGGUCUCUAUAACGGACUUGAGUUUUCCUGGCUCAACGCUUUCGGAGGAUCUCUCCGUUUCUCUAGUGGGGUCUAACCUGCAUGUGUUUUCACUCGCUGAGCUCAAGAUCAUAACGCAGGGUUUCUCUUCGAGUAACUUUCUCGGAGAAGGAGGUUUCGGACCCGUGCAUAAGGGCUUCAUUGAUGACAAGCUUAGGCCUGGUCUCGAGGCUCAACCGGUUGCCGUCAAGCUUUUGGACUUGGACGGUUCUCAGGGCCAUAAAGAGUGGUUGACUGAAGUUGUGUUUCUGGGUCAACUAAGGCAUCCACAUCUCGUGAAGCUGAUUGGAUAUUGCUGUGAAGAAGAACACAGGCUUCUGGUAUAUGAGUAUUUACCACGAGGCAGCUUAGAGAAUCAACUAUUUAGAAGAUAUACGGCAUCGUUACCAUGGUCAACAAGAAUGAAAAUUGCAGCUGGAGCUGCAAAGGGUCUAGCCUUUCUACAUGAAGCAAAGAAACCAGUCAUCUAUAGAGAUUUUAAAGCUUCAAACAUCUUGUUAGACUCGGAUUAUAAUGCAAAACUUUCCGAUUUUGGCUUGGCCAAAGAUGGUCCUGAAGGAGAUGACACACACGUUUCAACUAGAGUCAUGGGCACACAAGGCUAUGCGGCCCCAGAAUACAUCAUGACAGGACACUUGACAGCAAUGAGUGAUGUGUACAGUUUUGGAGUCGUGCUCUUGGAGCUUCUAACAGGACGAAGGUCAGUGGACAAAGGGCGCCCACAGAGAGAACAGAACCUCGUGGAAUGGGCCAGGUCUGCUUUGAAUGAUUCCCGGAAACUUAGCAGAAUAAUGGAUCCAAGGCUUGAGGGUCAGUAUUCUGAGGUUGGGGCAAGAAAAGCAGCUGCAUUGGCUUACCAAUGCCUUAGCCACAGGCCAAGGAGUAGACCCUUGAUGAGCACUGUGGUUAAUGUUCUCGAGCCACUUCAGGACUUUGAUGAUGUUCCAAUUGGACCCUUUGUUUACACUGUUCCAGCUGAACAACAACAAUACAAUGAAGUCGCAAAAGAGAGUGAAACACCUAAGGAGAGGAAGAGGGAAAAUGGUCAUCAUCAUAACCGACGUCAUCAUCAUCAUCGCCACAAUGGUCAUAGGCAUCAUCCACUUAAAUCUCCUAAGACACCAAUGCCAUCAGAUCAGUCACAGAAUGAUGAACACCGAAAUGGUAGAAAAAGUGGGUCUAAUUCACCUGAUACAUUCAAUGCAUCAGAAGCUCAACGAAGCAUGGGUUAGUAGACACAUAUAGAUCUUUACUGUACAUAGGUGAAUUAUUAGAGUUACAUAGUGUGCCACGUACUAGUACUAAGUGCAACGAGCCUUCAAGGCAAUAAGAAACAGGAAAAAGAUGAAAAGGAAAAGGAAAAGAAAAAGAGAGUGCCAUAUGUAAUGGUCCUUGCAUGGAAAACAUGAUUGAGUUCUAUUUUUUUUUUUUAAUUUGUUUAUUUGUUCCAGAGGAAGUUAAUUAUUUUGAAUUGUGUAUACAAUGAUGAAUUUUUUCCCUUGAUGAAUCAAAACAAAAGACCAGUUCAAUAAA
Molecule: messenger RNA, 1967 nt
Organism: Glycine soja
Lineage: Eukaryota; Viridiplantae; Streptophyta; Magnoliopsida; Fabales; Fabaceae
Product: serine/threonine-protein kinase RIPK-like
Exons: 5
Coding region: 296-1666 (456 amino acids)
Biological process (GO): protein phosphorylation
Molecular function (GO): protein kinase activity; ATP binding
Source: RefSeq, a predicted model, not a curated record